Xyrichtys novacula (pearly razorfish) is the source of this 7420-nucleotide messenger RNA. The record is from the annotation of a GenBank genome assembly. NCBI's taxonomy places the organism in Eukaryota, Metazoa, Chordata, Actinopteri, Labriformes, Labridae.
AUGGAUGAGCCAGGCAGCAGGAACAACAGCCUGCAGAGGAAAAAGCCGCCAUGGCUCAAACUGGACAUCCCGACGAUCCAGCUGACACCGGAUGACACACCCACGCUCAACCAGGUAAAAGUUAACAAAGUCAGAAUUUCACAGCCGUUUCACUGGUGGAGCUUACACAAACAGAAGAACUACCAGAAUUGAAACAAGUAGAAAAAAAUAUCUGGUUUAUUCCAGGAUCUCGAACAUCUGAUAUUGUGGUUGUGGUUUCUUUGCAGCCCCUGAAGCGCCUGCGCAGUGUCAGCAUGCCAGGUGAAAACCCCAAGACCCGUAUUGCUGCCUUGGAAACUUCCAACAACUACCUCAGGCCUCAUCUGGAGAGAUUACCCUCCUUCACACAAUCCAUCAAGAGGUUAGACACACACACACACACACACACACACACACACACAUAUACACAUAUAUGGACAAGUUCAUGAGAGGUCCUCGUUCUUCCUCUGCUGAUUUUCUGCAGCUGCUAAUCCUCUUCAGCAUGUUGCAAAUCUUCCUAAUUCCAUUAAUUCUUCUUCACUAAUAAAUCUUUAACAGAACUAAUUAAAACUGCAGCCUCUUUCUGAUUUAACACAAAUUAAUCUUGCUCUCUUUCGCCCUCCCUCGCCUCCCUUCUCUUUCAUUUUGCCUUUUUUUUCCUCCUUGCUGCCUCCCCGUCCUCCUCUCUUCUUGCUGCUUCUGUUGUUAAGUGAGAAACGGGUGCGCUUUCAGCGGGUCAACACAGUUCCCCCAAAGGGCCAGAGAGGCCCGAGGAGGGUGUCGACCGUCCGAAGGCGAUCCUGCAUCCCCAAAAUACUAUCCCGACGGCGUUCGUCUAUUCCCAAACAGAUUAUGAGGUACAAGCGUCAUGGGGUUGGGGAUGAUGGGAGAGGGUGAUAACAGCAGUUUGAAAGUGAUUUAGUGUCUUGUGUGAAAUGGGAAACAGAGUUUAACAACAACAACAACAUCAGCAGUUACGGGCAAAAGUUUGACUCAGGGGAGAAGGUGGUUAUUCUUGAAGAAAACAUAUGAUACCUGUGUAACUCACUCUAUCAGCUGAUCGCUACAGCUGACAGCUCAGCGGAUAAACUUUCACAUAUUUUAUUGACAAAUGUCAGGAUGAGCAUGCUUUCUAAACUUCUGUAUCCUGCCUAUCCGUAUCUGCAUCUUCUUGCAACCCACCUCCAUAUCAGCUCCUUGUUUUUUAUCCUGUGUCACAUGAUCUUUGCUGCUGCUCUCCCUGCCUCGGCUUUUCAUGCAUGCGCAUGAAACAGAAGGGAGGUGUCCUCUCUCUUCUGUUUCAGGCUUUGGUAUCUCAUGUAGGGGGCGCUCAGAACAGAGCCAGACCACCAAACUAUUGCAUGCAGAUACUUUUCUCGUGGUCUUGACUGACUGAAUGAUUUGAUAGUAAAAGCAUGACCAAAUAUGGCGACUUGCAUGUAUCAGUUCGGUUUUAGAGAUGCCUGCACACUUUUAAGAAGGUUCUUGGCAAGAUUUUGUGUUUGCAAGAUGUUUCGCUGCCCUCAAGUGAUCAGAAAAAGAAAUGCAUUUUUAAGUGCAACUUGUUUUAGAUCAAUACAUGAUUUGAAAACUCAAAUCUGCAACUCAAGAUUGGAUAUUUUUAUGUAGAUUUCCACUUUUCUAGGUCAAAUCUGAGUCAAGUCAGCAUCCAUCAUAGAGGAUAGACACAUUCAUGUGAGAGAAGAGUAAACAAGACCUAAGGACCGACUCGUUCAUAAUGCACACAAACACUUUGAUGUUUUUCGCUCAAUUUAAGUCCUCUUAAUCCAACUUUACCUCUUUGUGCAAUGUUCUGACACACGAAGGUUGCACAUAAACUUUCACACAUAUGCAGAGUGUAUCAGGCAGACAAAAUAACACAAUUACUCAUGCAGACUGUCUAUGUGCUUCACACAGCAUGUGGGCCACAUCAAAGCAGCUCCUCUUAAAGUGCUAAAUGAAAUGAAAAUGUUUGAACAGAGAGCUGAGACACUGUUGUUCAAAGGAUCACCUCAUGCUUUAACCUUAUCACUCUUAGGUUAAAUAUGUGUGUGUGAGAAAGAAAAUGGUUGUGUUUGAUGUUUAUUGGAGAACUAAUAGGAUUGAGGGGGCGUUUGUGGAUGAAUGUGUGACAAUUUGGGGGUUAGUUCAGGUCCCUCUGACUUUGAGAAAGCACAUUAAUACAGAGUGAUUCUCAAAGUGUAAAUCAGGUACUGAUUUCCUCCAGAUUUUAGUGUUCUGGGGUGACUUGGAGGACACCCUGAUGCUUUCUGAUCUACAGGAGACUUCAAAAUCAUUUUAACGUUAAAGAGGCUUUUAUUUUGACAGAUGAAACCACAGAGAUACACAGACAGUCAUUUUCUCAUCCAUACUCACAUUUGUAAUGACGGGCGUUUGAGCUGAGCUUCACACGCUCUAUUGGACUUCUUUUAAGUGCUGACAGGAAUGUAUCGCUGCAAAGCAAGGUGGGGUUUGAGCUGAGCAUUUGUGGUCGGGCUUCACCACUGUACAGUGUGUGAGUGUGUGUGUGUGUGUCUGUGUUCGGGUUGUGUUCAGGCAUGUCCCAGCAGCCUCCCUCUCCUCUCUCCUCCCUCUCAAAGUGUAUGAUGUGCCAUCUUUCUUCUCUGCCUCUUUUUAAUCUCCUGCUUCCUGUGGAGAGCUGGUGUGUUAGGGAGAGGACUGGUGUUUACAUACGUCCGAUGUGAAACUAGAAAAAAAGAGAGAAAGAAAGAGAGAGAAGGAGAAGGAGGAGGACCAUGUUGAUGGAGGAGGUUGUUUUUGGGAUCAUGAUGGGGGGAGUCUAACUUUGACAAGGACCAGAGCUGCUGUCUUCUUCGCCCAGUAGGUCACAUCCUUUUACGCUCAAGGAGGCAUACUGGGAGUCUGUCCAGCAGCUGACACAUUCACACACUCCCACACACACACUCGCAGUCAUAUGGAAACUGGUAUUGGGGACACAAGGUCCUAAAACUGAAAGUCCUGGAUGUCUGAAACCCAGCUGGAGGAAGAGUGGGAGUCUCGUCUGACCACGGAGAUAAACGCCAGGAUUUACUUUAACUUUUGAUCAACCAGGAGCUCAGUGAGCAGCACGGGGAUGUUACACAAAGACAUGACAUGUGGUGAUCAUCCUGUCUUUACAUAACAGAGAGUUUAACAAGGUAACACUGGCCUGGAUAUCAAGAAAUCCCCUUAUGGAACAUCCUAUGUGUGCUUUGCCGAGGAUCAGUGAAAAUUCAGCUGAUGGGGGUUUAAUCCUGGUCCGGGGGUAAGCAAGGGAAGUGUGUCAGUGAUGCUGGUGAUUCAGCUGCACUGUCCCUGCCCCCCACAGGUAUGACACAGACUCUAAACCCCUCCUGGAGCUCUCUGGACAGGUGAGUGCGCUGUGGUUUAAGCUCAUGAGGGCAAACCAAAGUGGGGGAUGCUGAACAAAUAUGAUGAUUUGAGUCCUACUAAUGUUAGGUAACCACUUUUUCAUAUCAGCUGGAAAAGCCUCCAGGACUUUAAUGAAAAAACUUGGGAUUACAGCUCACUUUUUAAAUCAUUUUAGUGUGUUUGAGGAUUGUCUGGUGUUUUCCAUGACUGUUGGUUUCAUUUUUGCUUUUACAGAACUCAGACUUAGCGCUUUAAAACAUCUGUUUUGUUUUAAGGCUGAGUCAUAACAGACUCAAAGUUGAGACUACAUUUUUUUGACUAGUUUGAUCCUUCAAUAUAAUUCAUAUGUGGUUGAAAUUAAGCUUCCAUGUGUUUUUUUUUUUUUUGGUGGGGAUUGUUAAUGCUGAUUAGAUAUAAUUAACACUCUAAUUGCAUGUAUAAAAGUCUAUAUUUGAAGCUCUCUACAUACUAGCCUAUAAAAAAUGUAACAAAACAGCUAAAAGUGUCAUGACUGCUAGCUUAAAAUAUCUUCCAAAUAGCACUUGUUGUAUUCUCUCUCAAUUGCAUGUUAACACAGGUUUGCUUUAUGUUUGGAUCAGGGUUCAAAUCUCCAACCCGCUAAGAAGGAAAUGAACAGAUUUACUAUUGAGCUUCAUCCACUAAAUGUAGUGCUGUAGCUGGUAAAGAUGGAGGUGGUUUCUCUCUUUAAUUUUAUUUAUUAAACAACAGUCCACUUGAGUGCAUGUUUUCUGCAACAUUUCAGUGGCUCAGAGGUGGGGAAGGUUGAGCUCCUACUUUCUCCUUCUUUCAGUGGUGUGAGUGAGUGAAUGUGAUUUGUAAUGCAAAAGCGCUUUUGUCCUCAGAAGACUAGAGAAAGCUCUCUAUAAACACAGACCAUUCACUAUUUUAUUUUCAUCCGAAUGUCUUACAUGCCUCAGCUUGCGAAGGGGAAAAAUGUAUGAGUAAUGUAAUUUGUGUAAUUAUCAACAAAUGUGACACAUCAUGUGAGAAGAGGAAAACAACUUUUUUAAUCAAGGCUGGUGUUGAUGGUUUUAGCCUGAAAGAGCUCACAUUGUGGCUGUAAAAAAAUACUGAUAUUACCAUGAGACCGAACGGCAGAGAUUCACAGAAAUGAGUCCAACCUUAAAUUUCUCCUCUAUAUGUUAUAUAACUUUUUUUUUGUAAUUGUACACUCAUUUGAAUAAUUCUAUGCCUUUGGCUUUUUCUCUGUAGCUUGUAAUUACAGUACUACAGAUCCCUGCAUCAUGUGCUCCAACUUUACCUCCAGGACACGAGCUAAUUCAUGUGGUUUAAUGCGGCUUUAAUCUUCGAUGGGCGAUGAAUUUGCACUGUUGUCAAUCAGCCAUGAAAUAUUUCAUUUACUGUUUUGAGUACUUGUCAGUGCAUGUGUAGCUGCCUUCAUUAUUUUUUCAAGUAUCGAGAAACAGGCCUCAAUAUGUAACAUGAGCGAGCUCUGCAUGAUUUUUUUAGGCAACUUUACCUCUGUGUCGAUUGUUUCAUGAGUUAUAAUUUUAUUUUUUACACUCUGACCCUCUUCUUCACCCUCUGUGUUCCUGUAAAUACCACUCCUGCUUCCUUAAACGUGUUGUCUUUCUUACAUUCCUCUCUGGAGGGACAACAAUCAGCGCUGCGCCGCCCCCUCUUUGCCCUUGCGCAGCCUUAAAAGGCUUCCCCAGCUGGCGUCCUUCUUGCUGAUGAGACUCUAGUGUUUAUUACUGAGCACUCCUCUUUCCAAACAGUUUCUCCCCCGGAGUGGCCUCCCCCCUUCUUGAAAACACAACCUGGCAUGCAGAAGACACCAAUUCAUGGGAAAAGGGACCUGAAUGCACAUUUACUUAAUGAGAAAUAGACGCAAACAUUCAUAUCAUCGACAAGUUUCGACAGGGUGUACUUCUGUGCUGUUUGCAGGACUCAGACCAAGAGGUUGUGUCGGGACAAGAGAAUAUUUAACAUGUAUUCAGGAUCAUAAGUGUUCAUGUAAUCAAACAUGCACUCAUAAAAAAAGAAAGAUGGAGCAGAGGGAAAUAACUAGAUAGGAGCUGCAUUUAUCAGGAUUUAAUGCUGUGUCAUCGUAGUGCUGUGUGGGUUUUACAGCUGUACAGACGCAAGCCCCACAUUUUAACUUUUCAUCUCAUCACUUAACCUUAAUCCAAAAUAAAGUUAAAGCUGAUUUGCGCAAUUGAAGUAAGCCUAAUAGAGCUGCAGCCAAAGAUUAUUCAUGAGUUUCACUCUCGCUGAACGCCCUACGCAUGCCCUCUUUUUCUGUCUGACCCCUCUGUUGGUUCACAGUGUUGAAUACUUUUAAAACCUAAACAGUGCUAUGGUAUUUCUUUUAAAGUUUGCCUAAAUAACAGCAGGGAAAAUGGUCCAUGUUCAAUCAAGCAGAUGUCUUUUUGACAUGCGGUUGUUCUCAUCAGUCAAGACAAGAAAUCAAUCAGCAAAUGAACCGAUUAAAUCAUCAACUCAUCCUCAACCAGCAGCUGCAAUCAGUCAAAUGAUGGCUGUAUUGUUCCGCUAAUUAAGAGGGAGGUCCAAUGCAAUCAUCUGUAGUUAUCUCAGCUGUUAUUUGAAUGUAAAAGCAGAUAAAUGAACAAAAUUCUGAAUUAAAAAAAGCUGCUUUGCCUUUAUUUUGACAGGACAGGGUAGUAGAUAGUAAGGCUGGGUGAUAUGGUCUCAAAUCAAUAUCAUGAUAUGUUGAGCAGUUCACCUCUAUAACGAUAAAUGGACGAUAACUACUCCACAAGCUGCUCACCCCCUCCCACAUUAACUUUGUCUACAGCUGCCGUUCCAGCUGCUACAACUUUUGAACUGUCCUCCAUCUCCUCACCUGUCUUUCCCUCUUUGUUAUGGACUGGAUGGGGUAGAGUCAUGUCUCCAGUGUAGGACAGCACCUUAAAGGGAAAUGAGACCAUAGCCUACCUCUACUCAAAAAAAACAAAAAAAAACAACUUUUAUUAAUUUAUUUUUUUGACACUGAAUAUAUUGACAUGGGCAAAAUGACAUUGGUUAUUGUCGUAAAUUUCAGUAUUGGUAAAUUUGUGGUUUAUCGCCCAGCCCUAGUAGACAGAGCAGGAAAUAAGGAGAGGAGGGAAAGGAAGCGAACCUAGGUCAACCGCUGAGGCAAAUCCUUGUAUAUGGGCAAUGUGUAGACUGCUAAGCCAGUGGUGCUUCCAAAAUAGAGCCCUUAGUUUUGUCCUUGUGUUUUGUAAUGAUAACUUUAGGCCAUGAACAAAACUUUCUGUCUUCUUUAUUUAUCUCAAACUUGAAGAACAACAACAAAAAGAAAAAAAACCCUAAAUAAUAUACAUGUACAUCAAAUCAAAUUUACACAAACAUAUGUAUGUCAAAAACAAACAGUUUGAGAAGGAACAGAAUGAAGUAAAGAGCUCAUCUAGUCCUGCCCCUUCCUUGCAAAUCAGAGCCAAUAAUUAAUUGAAAAAAGAAUAAACUAACUGCAAAAAUCACAAAGACCUGUAUAAUUAUCUACAUACUCUGGUAUGACAAAAGUCUUUGGUAUUCUUCAAUGAGAAUGACUUAAAUACCCACUGAUUCAUAACUGUGUUAAAUUGGUUCACUAACUUGAGUCCUUUGUCUCUUCAGGGGUACAGCCGACUGGUUUGGGGUGAGCAAAGACAGUGACACCACCCAGCGAUGGAGGAGGAAGAGCCUGCAGCACUGCAGCCAUCUUUACGGGGGUCUAAAGCCGCAGGUGAUGAGGGAGAUGGAGCUCCACAGCCAAGACAACCUCUCCCUGGCCAGCACUGAGACCCCUCCUCCCCUUUACCUCCCAUCCCACCACCCCAGUCACCACCACUAUGGCAUGCAGAGGGUAGGCCUGCACCUGGGGCACUAUACAGUAGAAGACCAGGACAGUUAUUCACUUUUUCCCCCGGUCCUGAUUUCUCCCUCACUCCCUUAUCUUCCUCUUCAUUCCACUUUACAUGAGUGGCGCUUGCUUUUCCUCCGUGCUCUGUCCUCUUGCAGAGGGUCAGUUGAUGUAUUUUUUUAA